This is a messenger RNA of Owenia fusiformis, 395 nucleotides long. The record is from the annotation of a GenBank genome assembly. NCBI's taxonomy places the organism in Eukaryota, Metazoa, Annelida, Polychaeta, Sabellida, Oweniidae.
UACGUUUCUAGUCUGGAUCCAGGGUCUCCAAUUGGUUUUGAUGAUCCUUUUCUAACAGCGCAUACAAUAAGAAUGACGAUUAAUAUCAGCACUAUGCCACCUAAUAUUCCAACAACAACAGCGACUGAGGCGCAUCCAUCUCCCAGUUUGAUGAAACCAUUAUUGCAACUGAAACAAUUAAGGGCCAAUCAUUUGGUUGGCUCACUGAACAUUCUAUCCUCAUCAGCACCUUUUGGUAGCAAUAUUUUCUUCUUACACAUAUUACGUGCAUCUUCGUCAUCUUAUGGUUGGAAUUUCACCAUUCCAUUCAUAUAUCGUUGCUCAUGAGUAAAAUGAAAACGAAAACUUGUUAAUGUGUAUUUCCCGAAACUAAAUUCAUUACCAUUUACCAAAAC